ACAUCAACUGCAAUGGCAACAGGUUUUGUCUGCCUCGAGCUGUACAAGGUCUUAGACGGGUCACACAAAGUGGAAGACUACAGAAACACAUUUGCUAACUUAGCACUUCCACUCUUCUCCAUCGCUGAGCCGGUUCCACCUAAAGUGGUGAAGCACCAAGACCAAAGCUGGACUGUUUGGGACAGGUGGGUGAUCAAGGGAAACCCGAGCUUAAGGGAGUUGCUAAAAUGGCUAAAAGAGAAAGGACUACACGCAUACAGCAUAUCAUGCGGAAGCUGUUUACUGUUCAACAGUAUGUUCCCAAGGCAUAAAGAGAGGAUGGACAGGAGAGUGGUGGAUCUUGCAAGAGAAGUGGCUAUGGUUGACUUGCCUGCUUAUAGACGUCACGUGGAUGUUGUGGUCGCUUGUGAGGAUGAGAAU
Messenger RNA from Camelina sativa (false flax), 420 nucleotides. The record is from RefSeq and is a predicted model, not a curated record. NCBI's taxonomy places the organism in Eukaryota, Viridiplantae, Streptophyta, Magnoliopsida, Brassicales, Brassicaceae.